AUGGAUUUUUAUUUGGAGAUUGACCCCGUUACCUUGAAUCUCAUCAUUCUGGUAUCUAGCUAUGUCAUUCUGCUUCUGGUUUUCCUGAUCUCCUGCGUGCUCUAUGACUGCAGAGGGAAGGAUCCCAGCAAGGAAUAUGCUCCCGAGGUCCCUGCAGACAGCCAGCCCCCGAUCCGGCUGGUGGUGAUGCAGCAGGGCUCCCCUGGCACUCGCUGGGCAAAGGGGCUCGUCUCUGCCUACGAGAACCCUGCUGAUCUGCCUGGGAAAAGGACUACAGUGGUGUGA
This is a messenger RNA of Zonotrichia leucophrys gambelii, 285 nucleotides long. RefSeq names its product small integral membrane protein 36 (gene SMIM36). NCBI's taxonomy places the organism in Eukaryota, Metazoa, Chordata, Aves, Passeriformes, Passerellidae. Bases 1 to 285 code for a protein of 94 amino acids. The transcript has a single exon. The record is from RefSeq and is a predicted model, not a curated record.